AUGUCGAUAUCUACGCUUCAAGAUUUUGAAAAUUUUAUAGAAAUCUUUCCCAAUAUAUAUAGAGCCACAUUUAAUCUUCAAUUCGGACCCUUACAUUGGCCAGUUUCUAUAUUUCUCAUUAACGUUGAGCCAUCCAACAACAUUUGGAUUUUAAUAGACACCGCAGAUCCUGAUAACAUUUCAAAAUUUUUCACAGCUCUAACUCAACAUUUUUUAAAAUUCCCGAAUUAUCAACUUAAAUAUAUUUUAUUAACGCAUGAUCAUUUUGAUCAUACCGGAUCUAUCUUAAGAUUACUAGAUGAAUAUAAAGAUAUAAAACUUGUCUUAGGUGAACCAGAAUCUUUUCAUACAAAUAAUAAAAAUGUUAAUGGUAAUACUCAUACACAACAGUUAGCAACUGUUGAAGGAAAAAUAACGGUUGAUAAAAAUAGAAUUGUUAUGAUAAAGAGAGAGAAAGAAGAGGAAUUCGAAUUUUUCAAUGUUUUAAAACCUAUCUUUAUCGCUGAUCAUACUUUAGAAUUUGUUUCCAAUAACAUAGGAUCAAUAUCUUACCUUCAUAUUCCGACAAAUUGUAUAAUGGUUGGAGAUAGUUUAAUGAAUCUUUCAACCUCUCAAUGUUCCGAGCCGGUGAUCUCUUUACCAUUUACAUCCACCCCUUCUCAUUUAAAUAGUGUUAAAGAGUCUAUUAAGAAUAUCGCAAGGUUAGAUGUUAAGAUCGUAUUUCCUGCACACGAUCAUAGUCAAAAAGGUCUUAGCAUAAAUGACGUCAGAGCAUUUGCCAAUACAUUGAAGACAUGA
Dentiscutata erythropus is the source of this 798-nucleotide messenger RNA. Lineage: Eukaryota; Fungi; Glomeromycota; Glomeromycetes; Diversisporales; Gigasporaceae. The record is from the annotation of a GenBank genome assembly.